Molecule: messenger RNA, 1904 nt
Organism: Peromyscus maniculatus bairdii (prairie deer mouse)
Lineage: Eukaryota; Metazoa; Chordata; Mammalia; Rodentia; Cricetidae
Source: RefSeq, a predicted model, not a curated record
CAUAUGACGCCAUCAGAUCGCGACCCUGGGGCAGUUGGCCUCGCUGUCAUGUGGCGGGGUGUCCCCGUCUGCCUACGAAUCCUUCUGCAGUGGCGGCUGGCGCUCUGGUCCCACAGCUUUGCCAGGACUUGGGGGAGCUGUAGGGAGGCGAUGGCCGAGGCGCUCUGUACCCAGGCCGAGGCAGCGGGCGAGUUGAAGGCUCCGGUUCAGCAAAAUGGAGACUCCGGUAGUGACGGGGGCGGAGAGCCGCUCCCCGAGGGCCUGGAGCCGCCGGCGGCGGGGGGACAGGUCCCAGCUCCGGUCGCCGACUCAGGCAAGAGGAAGAAGCGGCGAGGCGCCGCCGGGGAACGGGUCGUGCCGCCCCCGAAGAAACGGCGGACUGGGGUCAGCUUCGGCGAUGAGCACUUUGCGGAGACCACCUACUACUUCGAGGGCGGCCUGCGCAAGGUGCGGCCCUAUUACUUUGACUUCCAGACCUACUGUAAAGGUCGCUGGGUGGGCCGCAGCUUGUUGCACGUCUUCAGCACCGAGUUCCGAUCCCAGCCACUGGCGUACUACGAGGCUGCAGUCCGGGCGGGACGGCUGCAUCUCAACGAGGAACCGGUUCAGGACCUCAGCAUCGUGCUCAAGGUGGUGUCCGAUGGGGCUGGCCAGAAUCAGGCUCUGAGAAAAGGAGAAAAGGACAACGACUUCCUGCGGAACACGGUGCACAGACAUGAGCCACCGGUCACCGCAGAGCCUAUUCGCCUGCUAGCUGAGAACGAAGAUGUGGUUGUUAUAGACAAGCCGUCCUCCAUUCCUGUCCACCCCUGUGGCCGUUUCCGACACAACACGGUCAUCUUCAUCCUAGGCAAGGAGCACCAACUGAAGGAGCUGCACCCGCUACAUCGGCUCGAUCGCCUCACCUCAGGAGUGCUCAUGUUUGCCAAGACAGUUGCAGUCUCGGAGAAGAUCCAUGAGCAAGUUCGGGACCGUCAGCUGGAGAAGGAGUACGUAUGCCGAGUGGAAGGGGAGUUCCCUGACAAGGAGGUAACUUGCAAGGAACCCAUCUUAGUGGUGUCUUACAAGGUAGGAGUGUGCCGCGUGGAUCCCCGGGGCAAGCCCUGUGAGACUGUGUUCCAGAGACUGAGCUACAAUGGCCGCUCCAGUGUGGUACAGUGCCGACCACUUACAGGCCGUACUCACCAGAUCCGAGUCCACCUCCAGUUCCUGGGCCACCCCAUCCUCAAUGACCCCAUCUACAAUUCAGCUGCCUGGGGUCCUUCUCGAGGCCAGGGUGGCCACAUUCCAAAGACAGAUGAGGAACUCCUCCGGGACCUGGUCGCAGAACACCAGGCCAAAGAAAGCCUGAAUGUGCUAGAUCUCUGUGAGGGUGACCUGGCCUCAGGCCUCAUGGACUCCACGGCCCCCUCUGCAGAGUUGGCCAAGGGCAGCCUGGAAGAGUUGGCUGCAGUAGCCCAGAAGAGAGAUGGAAUAGCUGAGGCAGCCUCUCAGGAUCUGGACGCACCAGAGAAGACAGCUAAAGCAGAUGUUACGAAUCAAGAAACAGACCCACUCUGUGCAGAGUGCCGGGUGUUGCGACAGGAUCCCUUGCCCCAAGAUCUUGUGAUGUUCCUGCAUGCCCUCCGCUAUAAAGGGCCAGACUUUGAGUAUGUCUCACCCAUGCCAGUCUGGGCGAGGGAUGACUGGCAGGAAGCCUGAGGGGUGUGGCCAGUGGGAGAAUGACUUCUUGGGUUGUAAGGAGGAUGGGCCUUGGGGCAGGGACUGAUCCCAUUGGUUGAUACUCAGGGUUUGGGGAAGAGUGAGGUUUCACUGUAAAGGAACCUGCUUGUACUUGCUACCUCCUUCCUCUUAGUUCAUUUGGGGACUUACAGGACUGUAAAUAUAUCAUUUUUUUUCUAACA